Messenger RNA from Lactuca sativa (garden lettuce), 3389 nucleotides. It is a transcript of the gene FKGP, whose product is annotated as L-fucokinase/GDP-L-fucose pyrophosphorylase. The record is from RefSeq and is a predicted model, not a curated record. Gene Ontology annotation, molecular function: fucokinase activity; ATP binding. Lineage: Eukaryota; Viridiplantae; Streptophyta; Magnoliopsida; Asterales; Asteraceae. Gene Ontology annotation, biological process: GDP-L-fucose salvage.
CACAGACUUGCUUACUGCCGACAGUUUCCCCAAAUUCAGUUUAGAAAAAAGGGUCAUGAUUUAUGAAGAAAUUAGGAUAUUCAAGCACCACCAAAAUUAUGAAGAAGCAACGUUUAGAGUUGGAAGGAGUGUUGAGAAAAUCAUGGUACCGGUUAAGAUUAUCGGUUCGUUGCCCAUCUAGGGUUCCCACUUGGGAUGCCAUCGUCCUCACCGCUGCUAGCCCUGAACAAGCCGCACUCUACGAGUGGCAGCUGAAACGAGCUGUACGGUUGGGUCGGAUUUCGGAUUCCACUGUUACUCUUGCCGUACCCGAUCCCGAGGGUCAUCGCAUUGGUUCAGGCGCAGCUACUCUCAAUGCCAUUCUUGCCCUAGCCAAUCAUUACAACGCUUCUCAAGUGGCAAACAACUGCAGUGAUGGAUGUUAUGUAGUACCCGAUGAAAGCUCGGAAAAUGAAGUUUCCACCUCAAUGGUUAAUCUCAUAAGGAAAAAACAUAUACUACUUCUUCAUGCGGGUGGUGACUCGAAGAGGGUCCCAUGGGCUAAUCCCAUGGGGAAAGUCUUCUUGCCACUUCCAUAUCUGGCAGAUGAUGACCCUGAUGGACCGGUACCCUUGCUUUUUGAUCAUAUACUUGCAAUAGCUUCUUGUGCACGACAGGCUUAUAACAAUGAAGGUGGGCUAUUCAUCAUGACUGGUGAUGUGGUUCCAUGUUUUGAUGCAUCUGCAAUGGUUCUUCCUGAGGAUACAUCUUGCAUCAUAACUGUUCCUAUCACUCUUGAUAUAGCUUCCAACCAUGGUGUGAUUGUGGCAUCCAAAACUGGAAACUCGGAUGAAAUUUGUUCAGUAUCUCCUGUAGCAAAUCUACUUCAGAAACCUAACAUGGAGGAGCUUACUAGACAGCAUGCAGUUCUUGAUGAUGGUAGGACAUUACUUGACACCGGUAUCAUAUGUGUUAGAGGUAAAGCAUGGGAAGACCUUGCUAUGCUUUCUUGUAUGAGCCAACCCAUCAUCUCACAACUAGUGAAAACUAAAAAAGAGAUGAGUUUGUAUGAAGAUCUUGUGGCUGCUUGGGUACCCUCAAGGCACGGAUGGUUGUGUUCAAGACCUUUUGGUGAACAACUUGUGAGGAGUUUGGGGAAACAGACCAUGUACAGCUACUGUGCUUAUGAUCUGUUGUUCUUGCACUUUGGAACAUCAAGUGAAGUUUUGGAUCACUUGAGUUCAAGACUUGUAGGGCGAAGGCAUCUGUGUUCCAUUCCUGGAACAACAAUGUCUGAUAUUGCAGCAUCUGCCAUCAUAGUUUCUAGUAAAAUCUCACCCGGGGUAUCAAUUGGUGAAGAUUCUCUUGUAUAUGAGUCAUCGGUUUCAGAUGGAAUACAAAUCGGUUCCCUCUGUAUAGUAGUUGGUGUCAACAUACCAGAAAAAAAGUUUGUCCUUCCUGAUCGCCAUUGUCUUUGGGAGGUUCCUUUGAUAGGAGGAAUAGGAUUAGGAUGCAGCGAAAGGGUUAUUGUGUAUUGUGGGCUUCAUGAUAAUCCCAAAAACCCUCUUUCAAUUUCAAAAGAUGCUACUUUCUGUGGGAAACCAUGGGAGAAGGUUCUACAUGAUUUGGGCAUACAUGAAAAUGACUUAUGGAGCUCUCAAGAAAAAUGCUUGUGGAAUGCAAAGCUGUUUCCAGUCAUUCCAUAUUCUGAGAUGCUUAGCCUUGCAAACUGGCUUAUGGGGUUAGAAAAAUAUGAAAACAAUCAAAGGUUUCAUUCUUUAUGGAAAAUGGCACGACGUCUCAGUUUGGAAGAGCUGCAUAGAUCAAUAGAUUUCCCACAAAUGUGUUUAAUUUCUAGCAACCAUCAAGCGGAUCUUGCAGCUGAAAUUGGUAAAGCUUCUCUUACUUUCGGCUUGCUUGGGAGGAAUUUGUCUCAGUUGUGUCAAGAGGUUUUGCAGAUGAAAGAUUCAGGAGACAAAAUAUGCAAACAUUUUCUUUCCUUGCAGUCACAAAACUCCAAAAUUGUCCCUAGAAGCCGAGCUUUUCAGGUGCAAGCAGAUCUCCUUCGUGCAUGCGGCAACCAUGAAGAAGCAUCUCAGAUCCAACACCAAGUUUGGGCUUCUGUUGCUGAGGAAACUGCUUCAGCGGUCAGAUAUGGCUUUAAGGAGUCAUCCAAUAAUAAUAGUAAAGGAGGAAAUGGGAAGAAGAAGAAGAAUAAAAAAGUGAAAGUGGAGUUGCCUGUUCGGGUUGACUUUGUUGGUGGUUGGAGCGAUACUCCACCAUGGAGCUUAGAGCGGGGGGGUUGUGUGUUGAACAUGGCUAUAAGUUUGGAGAAUCGUCUCCCAAUCGGAACCAUGAUAGAAACCACAGAAACAGGCAUCAUAGAAAUCACGGAUGAUGCUUCAAACGAGUUGCACAUCCAAAAGGAAAACAUCUGCCCCCCGUUCCACGACAACGACCCGUUUCGCCUUGUGAAAUCCGCUUUGCUUGUUACGGGUAUUCUUCAUGACAGCAACAUUAUGGUAAUGGGUCUACGGGUCAAAACUUGGGCCCAUAUACCUCGUGGAAGUGGGUUGGGUACUUCUAGCAUCUUGGCUGCAGCUGUUGUGAAAGGACUCCUUCGUAUCAUUGAUGGGGAUGAAAGUAAUGAGAAUGUUGCUAGACUUGUGUUGCUACUUGAACAGAUCAUGGGCACCGGAGGUGGCUGGCAGGAUCAGAUUGGAGGUCUAUACCCGGGUAUAAAGCUUACCACCAGUUUUCCAGGAAUACCUUUGCGUCUUCAAGUCCUUCCCCUUUUGGCUUCUCCUACAUUAGUUACAGAGCUGCAGGAACGUCUGCUUCUUGUCUUUACUGGUCAGGUUCGACUGGCACACCAGGUGCUACAAAAGGUGGUAACGCGUUAUCUACAAAGGGAUAAUCUGCUUAUAUCAACCAUCAAGCGGCUUGCUGAGCUGGCUAAAAGUGGGAGGGAAGCUUUGAUGAACUCCAACAUAGACGAGGUAGGAGAGAUAAUGAUGGAGACAUGGAGGUUGCAUCAGGAACUUGAUCCUCACUGCAGCAAUCAGUUUGUUGAUGCUCUUUUUCGUUUUGCUCAUACUUAUUGCUGUGGGUAUAAGCUUGUUGGGGCUGGGGGUGGAGGAUUUGCGCUGCUUCUUGCCAAAAAUGUUCAAACUGCACGCCAAUUGAGACAUGCACUUGCACUUGAACAAAACAGGAAAAUCUUUGAUGUCAAGGUCUAUAAUUGGAGCCUCUCUUGAUGUUUACAACAAAACCCACUCAAACAAAUCAUUUAUGGUGUAUGCUGUAUACAUACAUUCUUCAUAUGUGUGUGUGUGUGUUGUGCAACAUUAUGUACUUUUCUAUAAUCUUGUUACAAAUUGAAUGAAUAUUCAAGUUUACAUUUUCUACAA